This is a messenger RNA of Eptesicus fuscus (big brown bat), 2628 nucleotides long. RefSeq names its product neurofilament medium chain (gene NEFM). The transcript is spliced from 3 exons. Gene Ontology annotation, cellular component: cytoplasm; axon; intermediate filament. The record is from RefSeq and is a predicted model, not a curated record. Lineage: Eukaryota; Metazoa; Chordata; Mammalia; Chiroptera; Vespertilionidae. The coding region runs from base 1 to 2628 and encodes 875 amino acids. Gene Ontology annotation, biological process: neurofilament bundle assembly. Gene Ontology annotation, molecular function: structural constituent of cytoskeleton.
AUGAGCUACACUUUGGACUCGCUGGGCAACCCGUCCGCCUACCGGCGGGUAACCGAGACCCGCUCCGGCUUCAGCCGCCUCAGCGGCUCCCCGUCCAGCGGCUUCCGCUCGCAGUCAUGGUCCCGGAGCUCGCCCAGCACCGUGUCCUCCUCCUACAAGCGCAGCGCGCUGGGGCCGCGCCUCACCUACAGCUCUGCCAUGCUCAGCUCCGCCGAGAGCAGCCUCGACUUCAGCCAAUCCUCGUCCCUGCUCAACGGCGUCUCCGCGACGGGCGGCGACUACAAGCUGUCCCGCUCCAACGAGAAGGAGCAGCUGCAGGGGCUGAACGACCGCUUCGCGGGCUACAUCGAGAAGGUGCACUACCUGGAGCAGCAGAACAAGGAAAUCGAGGCGGAGAUCCAGGCGCUGCGGCAGAAGCAGGCUUCGCACGCCCAGCUGGGCGACGCCUACGACCAGGAGAUCCGUGAGCUGCGGGCCACACUCGAGAUGGUGAAUCACGAGAAGGCUCAGGUGCAGCUGGACUCGGACCACCUGGAGGAAGACAUCCACCGGCUCAAGGAGCGCUUCGAGGAGGAAGCGCGGCUGCGCGACGACACCGAGGCGGCCAUCCGAGCGCUGCGCAAAGACAUCGAGGAGGCGUCGCUGGUGAAGGUGGAGCUGGACAAGAAGGUGCAGUCGCUGCAGGACGAGGUGGCCUUCCUGCGGAGCAAUCACGAGGAAGAAGUGGCCGACCUGCUGGCCCAGAUCCAGGCGUCACACAUCACCGUGGAGCGCAAAGACUACCUGAAGACAGACAUCUCGUCGGCGCUGAAGGAAAUCCGCUCCCAGCUCGAGUGCCACUCCGAUCAGAACAUGCACCAGGCGGAAGAGUGGUUUAAGUGUCGCUACGCCAAGCUCACCGAGGCGGCCGAGCAGAACAAGGAGGCCAUCCGCUCCGCCAAGGAAGAGAUUGCCGAAUACCGGCGCCAGCUGCAGUCCAAGAGCAUCGAGCUCGAGUCGGUGCGUGGCACCAAGGAGUCCCUGGAGCGGCAGCUCAGCGACAUCGAGGAGCGCCACAACCACGACCUCAGCAGCUACCAGGACACCAUCCAGCAGUUGGAAAACGAGCUUCGGGGCACAAAGUGGGAAAUGGCCCGUCAUUUGCGAGAAUACCAGGAUCUCCUCAACGUCAAGAUGGCUCUGGAUAUUGAGAUCGCUGCGUACAGAAAACUGCUGGAAGGUGAAGAGACCAGAUUUAGCACAUUUUCAGGAAGCAUCACUGGACCACUGUAUACACACCGACAGCCCUCCAUCACAAUAUCCAGUAAGAUUCAGAAAACUAAGGUGGAGGCUCCCAAGCUAAAGGUCCAACACAAAUUUGUCGAGGAGAUCAUCGAAGAAACCAAAGUGGAAGAUGAGAAGUCAGAAAUGGAAGAGGCCCUGACCGCCAUUGCAGAGGAAAUAGCAGUUUCCAUGAAAGAGAAGGAGGAAGAAGAGGUGGAGGAAAAGGAAGAGCAACAAGAAGCUGACGAAGUGGUAGCAACCAAAAAGUCUCCAGUGAAAGCUACCGCACCUGAACUUAAAGGAGAGGAGGAAGGAGACAAGGAGGAGGAGGAGGAGGAGGAGGAAGAUGAGGGUGCUAAGUCAGACCAAGCUGAAGAAGGGGGGUCCGAGAAGGAAGGUUCUAGUGAAAAAGAAGAAGAUGAGCAGGAAGAAGAAGGAGAGACAGAGGCAGAAGGUGAAGGAGAGGAAGUUGAAACGAAGGAAGAAAAGAAAACCAAAGAAAAGAAGGAAGAAGUAGUCACCAAGGUGGAGCUGGUGGCAGAAGCCAAGGUGGAAAAGCAGGAGAAGGCCAAGUCCCCCAUGCCAAAAUCGCCAGUGGAGGAGGUGAAGCCAAAAGCAUUAGCUGGAGCUGGGAAAGAUGAGCAGAAAGGGGAAGAAGGGAAAGUAGAGGAAGGAAAGAAAGAAGCAGCAAAGGAAUCUCCUAAGGAGGAGAAGGUAGAGAAAAAGGAGGAGAAGGUAGAGAAAAAGGAGGAGAAGAUAGAGAAAAAGGAGGAGAAGAUAGAGAAAAAGGAGGAGAAGCUGAAAGAUGUGGUAGAGAAGAAGAAAGCUGCUUCCCCGGUGAAGGAAGAAGCCAUGCAGGAGGUGGUGACCAUCACCAAAUCAGUAAAGGUGAGCGUGGAGAAAGGUGCCAAAGAGGAGGAGAAACCUGGGCAGCAGAAGAAAGUAGAAGUGGAAGGAGGGAGCAAGGAGGAAGGCAGUGAUCAAGGCUCAAAGGAAUCCACAAAGGAAGACAUAGCCAUCAAUGGGGAGGUGGAAGGAAAGGAGGAGGAAGAGCAGGAAACGAAAGAGAAAGGUAGUGGGGGAGAAGAGGAGAAAGGUGUUGUCACCAAUGGCCUAGACUUAAGUCCAGCAGAUGAAAAGAAGGGGGGUGAUAAAAGUGAGGAAAAAGUGAUGGUGACCAAAACGAUAGAAAAAAUCACCAGUGAAGGGGGAGAUGGUGCUACCAAGUAUAUCACUAAAUCUGUCACUGUCACUCAAAAGGUAGAAGAGCAUGAGGAGACCUUUGAGGAGAAAUUAGUGUCUACUAAAAAGGUAGAGAAGGUCACUUCACACGCCAUAGUAAAGGAAGUCUCCCAGGGUGACUAA